AAAUGUUGCUAACCACAAGUUACGAGUAGACAUGGGGACUUGACAUUUCAAUCUUGUGGCAUAGAAGUGGAGGAACUUCAAUUACUGGUUCAAUGGAAGUGCUUCUGGGAAGCAGAAGCUCCUCUUCACCACCACCGCGUCGCUUUCAAUUGCUCAUCAACAACUAUGUGCCCGGACGAAGUUCUAUUGCAGUUUCCCGGGUGAUGUUGUGGGGUUCUGUGCAUAUUAGUGGCAAUGAAACUAGAUUGUGUACUCAAACUAGUAAUACUAGGUUGUUCUUAAUGAAAAAUGGUUGCAUUCGUGAAGUGAGGAGGAACUCAAACAAUCUCAGGAAAGUUGCAAAGUAUUCUGAAAUAUUUAGUCCUCUUCCUGAUCUGUUUUUUCGGGUUGCUGUUGGGGCUAUGGCAGCAAUGGCAGUCAGUACAGCUGCUUAUAGUAUCCCUACUUUGGCUCUCACUGAAGAAAAUCAGCUCUUCUUAGAGGCAUGGAAAACAAUUGACCGUGCAUAUGUUGACAAAAGCUUCAAUGGGCAGAGUUGGUUUAGAUAUCGAGAAAAUGCUCUUCGCAAUGAACCAAUGAACAAUCGAGAAGAGACAUAUGCAGCAAUACGGAACAUGAUUGCCACUUUGGAUGACCCUUUCACUCGUUUUCUAGAGCCUGAAAAGUUCAAGAGUUUGAGGUCGGGCACUCAGAGUGAACUGACAGGAGUGGGAAUUUCAAUUGGUUAUCUGACCACAAGUAGUGACUCAGCUCCUGGGCUAAUGGUGAUCUCGGCUUCUCCAGGAGGCCCUGCAAAUAGGGCGGACAUUUCAGCUGGGGAUGUUAUCCUUGCAAUUGAUAAUAUUAGUACAGAAAGCAUGGAUAUAUAUGAUGCGGCAGAGCAUUUACAGGGACCUGAAGGAACUGAGGUCAAACUAACUGUACAACGAGGAUCUCAAAUGAGAAACCUGUCUUUAAUCCGAGAGAAAGUUAUACUGAAUCCUGUGAAAUCAAGAGUCUGCAAGGUAUCCGGUUCUGGUGAGGAUUCUUUGCAGGUUGGAUAUAUCAAACUAACCACAUUCAACCAAAAUGCCUCAGGCACUGUGCGAGAUGCAGUUGAAACACUGAGGAGAAACAACGUGAAGGCCUUUGUCUUAGACCUUCGAGAUAAUAAUGGUGGUCUAUUCCCUGAAGGAGUUGAGGUCGCCAAGAUUUGGCUGGACAAGGGUGUGAUUGUGUAUAUUUGCGAUAGCCGGGGAGUUCGAGAUAUUUAUGACACAGAUGGAACUGAUGCAAUAGCAGCUUCAGAACCCCUUGUUGUGCUGGUAAACAAAGGAACUGCAAGUGCAAGUGAGAUUUUGGCUGGGGCCUUGAAGGAUAACAAACGUGCUGUGCUGCUUGGGGAACCAACUUACGGAAAGGGCAAGAUUCAGUCAGUUUUUAAACUGUCUGAUGGAUCUGGUUUGGUUGUCACGGUUGCUCGCUAUGAGACGCCUGCUCAUACAGACAUUGACAAGGUUGGCGUGCUUCCGGACCAUUCUUUACCUGCAUCAUUCCCUAAGGAUGACGAGAGCUUAUGUGGCUGCCUCCAGAAUCCUGCCUCUUCUUGUCACCUGGGUACAGCUGAAUUAUUUUUAAGGUCACAAUAAUCUAAAAGAAAGAAACUGAAAUACAUUGUAAAAGUUUAUUUCUUUUGAAAUAAACCAUCAAUUCUUUUGACAAAAUUUCCCAUUUGCGAAAGGUAUCACUAGUGUGUAAUAUUUCAAACUUUCACACCAUGUUUAUGGGUAACUGAUUCGUACUGAUGAAAAGGGAAAAUGCCAGUGUCAAUGUUGAAAAUAGUUGAAUACCUAUAUUCUAUUAUUCUGAUAAGUGACUAUUUUAUUAGAU
This is a messenger RNA of Cuscuta epithymum, 1869 nucleotides long. The record is from the annotation of a GenBank genome assembly. Lineage: Eukaryota; Viridiplantae; Streptophyta; Magnoliopsida; Solanales; Convolvulaceae.